Molecule: messenger RNA, 2981 nt
Organism: Stereum hirsutum FP-91666 SS1
Lineage: Eukaryota; Fungi; Basidiomycota; Agaricomycetes; Russulales; Stereaceae
Product: P-loop containing nucleoside triphosphate hydrolase protein
Exons: 11
Coding region: 166-2367 (733 amino acids)
Biological process (GO): mitochondrial respiratory chain complex III assembly; protein insertion into mitochondrial inner membrane from matrix
Cellular component (GO): mitochondrial inner membrane
Molecular function (GO): ATP binding; ATP hydrolysis activity
Source: RefSeq, a predicted model, not a curated record
GUCGAACCCAGUCAUUCUUCGUCCCCCGCUUCCGCAUUCUCAUUUUGCUCUUAUAGCAGCUCUGCCAGCUCUUGUUCUCUCUCGAACCCCCAUCAUCUACGUCCGCCACUCGAGUCCCCUUUCGAUAUCUUCACCCUGUCCUCAUAACACAUAACCAUAUCCUCAAUGGAGGUCUUCAAGUCGCUCGUGCAGCCCUUUGUGGGCAACGUUGCGAGUAACUCUGUCGUCGAUGGCAUGAAGCUGGUCGUUCUCGGUGGGACCGUCGAGACUGCAAGACGCGUCUCCAGCUCAGCUUGGUCGUCCUUUGUGAACUCCUUCUUUCUCACGGCACACUUCUCCGAAGAAGACUACCCAUACGACUGGCUCAUGCUCUGGCUCUCACGUCGCCCUGAGUGGCAACGAUCCCGAGAGUUCGAGACGACAACAAGCUCGUCGUCUCAAGGACAGUAUGGGUAUCGUGGAGGUGAAAACGCCUUUGGUGAGGAGGACGGCGAGGAGGAAGAUGCACCCGGGAAGGCUCGGGUCAGAGUAGUCUUCCAGCCAACAAUGGAUACGACGCAUACGAUCUUCUACCGCGGGCAUUGGCUGCGCGUGAAACGAGGCAGGAAGGGUCACUAUAGUGGCUACGACACGUUAUCCAUUAGCGUCGUCGCAAGAAACAACUCAGUCCUCAAGCAGCUUGUUCUGCAAGCCAAGAAGGAGUAUGAAGCUGAAGCCGUCCACCGCAUCCAGAUCUAUUUCGCAGACUCCUACGGAAGCUGGAGAUGGACAGACUCGCGUCAUAAGAGGCCGAUGUCUUCCAUCGUCCUCAAUCCCGGCGUUAAAGAGAUGCUCGUGGCGGACACGCACGACUUCCUGAGAUCCGAAAAGUGGUAUGCGGACCGUGGGAUUCCAUUCCGGAGAGGAUAUCUCCUAUAUGGUGUGCCCGGUUCGGGAAAAUCGUCUCUGAUCCAUGCCAUCGCUGGCGAGCUAUUGUUGGACAUCUACGUCGUGUCUUUGUCAUCAUCCUGGAUCAACGACAGCACAUUAACGACGCUGAUGGGUCGCGUACCCUCACGUUGUAUCGUGCUCCUCGAGGAUCUCGACGCGGCCUUCACUCGCUCAUUGACUCGAUCUGACAAGAAAAGUGACAAGUCUGGUGAGAAGGACAAGGAAAAGAAGGGCUCCGACAAUGAAGAGGAAGACUCAGGGUCGAGCCACAGGCACCGCAGGAGACAUAAGGAGAACAUCUCCGACACCAACACGUUGACGUUGAGUGGACUCUUGAACGCGCUGGAUGGUGUCGCUGCUUCUGAGGGUCGUAUACUCUUUGCCACAACGAAUCAUCUCGAGCGUCUGGAUCCCGCGCUUUGCCGUCCGGGCAGAAUGGAUGUCUGGGUGGAGUUCAAAAACGCCUCACGCUGGCAAGCGGAACAUCUGUUCCGCAACUUCUUCCCAUCGUCGGAUGCAGACUUACCGAGCAAUAACCCAUCAACUAUCAACCUCGAGGCUGAGGCGAACAAGCUCGAGCUCGAGGGCUUGGACAUCCCUAACACACCCGCGUCGCCCGCAUCUAGCACGUUCAGUUCGCUAUUCUCCGAUGCAUUCACUGGUAUCUCCUCUCUGUCCGGCUCUGGUUCACCCUCGAUCCCGUCAUCUUCCCCUUCAUCAUCGCCUUCCAGGGCUGGGAGAAGCAGAACCGCAAGCACAGCCACGCCACCCAAGACGAACGAGAAGACCGAGAGCCACCUUCCACCGGCCGUGGAGGAACACAUCGCUGCGUGCUCGCAUUCAGCACCACCAUUGAGCGGGGCGAGGUUGGCGGAAUUGGCAAAGCAGUUUGCGGAAGCACUCCCCGAUGAGGAGUUCAGCGUCGCCGCGCUGCAAGGCUAUUUGUUGAAGAACAAGUCUAGACCAGAGGCGGCAGCGUCGGAGGCUGCAGCUUGGGUUGUCACCGAACGCGCGCUGAAGGAGAAGAUGAAGAAAGAGAAGGAGGUCAAGGAAAAGGAGAGGAAGGCACGAGAGGAACGUGAAGAGAAGGAAGAGCAGGAGAAAAAGGAGAAGGAGGCGGCCGCUGUCGCAGCCGCCGCCAUCCUCGCUGCUGCGCAGACAGCCCAAGCUGUUGUCUCGCCUUCCUCUUCCUCUGAGACCGCCGUCGUUGAGGUCGUCAACGACGAAAACACUCCUCCGGCCCCUGCCACCACGGCUACCGAGCCCGCGCAGGUACCUCCAUCUGAGUCUUCUUCCUCCGCCGCCUCAUCGGCACCGUCUGAGUCCGUGACCUCUGCGGAGCCAGAGACUGAGUCGAGCAGCGAUGAGGAGGGCGAAAGCGAGCACGGGUGGGUCGCGGCCACACCGGCGACAUGGGGAGAGCCCCCUCUUGAUUGACUUGAUGUUGAGCCUCUUUCUCCUGCCGCAGAUGAGUCUGAGCCGUCUGCGACUCCGAGUGAUGAUCACGCUGGUGCAUUGACUGUGCGGCACCGUGGUGGAUAUGGUGUGGCCAGCGCACGGCAGGUGCUCACGAUGCCGCUGUUGCCUGUGAUGCAUUCUGUCUUCAAAGUCUACUACGUUUUGGUUCAUCUGUAUGCUAUGGUUUUGAGGCUCAGCCCUUCGACCAGUGUUUCGGAGGACGGAAGUGCGGGACGUACUUAGAAUGUUCCCGUCUACCAUCACCCUCCCCAUUGUACUUAGUAUUCCUUCCCGCUUGUUUCUGGAUAUCUUGUUUUCUUUUUUCAAGUCUUGUCUUUCUAACGUCCGUCCCCGUCCGUAUAUUUUUUGUGUCGUCAGUGGGCGUACGAACAUCUUACUCUUCCUGUGCUAUAUGUUAUGACCCGUUCGUCUCUGUAUCAAUCGCUCGUCCUGCUUCACUUCCUUGUAAAUGCAUCUCUCCAUCCCAUGACUUUCUAUCUCAUUGUUUCACAAUCCCGUCUCAAGCUUGUCGAUACCUUUGCACUCCACUCCACUCCCGUCUCCGUUCCCAAAGCUUCCCAUUCCCCUAUCCC